AUGCUGGCGGAAAACAACGACAGACUUGUUAAGGCAACAUGGGUAGUAAGUCGGGUCUGCAAGAGCAUGUAUGAGACUUAAAUAAGAAGCAUAUAUACUUUAUGACAGGAUAGAGUUACGGUAGACGAGGAAUUCUCUAAGAGAGCUAGUAGAACAAGAGAUGAUAACUUGAGAGACCUUAUUAUAGAGUAUAAAGAACGAAUCGCUAACCUAAAAGCUGCGGAACAAAGAGCUACGGACGUAUACCGUUCGGUCGGACGUGGAGAAGUGGCUGCCGGAAACAUACAAUUCUAA
This is a messenger RNA of Hymenoscyphus albidus, 294 nucleotides long. NCBI's taxonomy places the organism in Eukaryota, Fungi, Ascomycota, Leotiomycetes, Helotiales, Helotiaceae. The record is from the annotation of a GenBank genome assembly.